AUGGGAGCAACAGAAAUCCGAACGAUGACCUUUCAAUACACGGAUAUCGGUGAAGCAGCGUCUAGAGGUCAACAAAAAAGGUUAAUACUUGGACAUGACGAUCGUUCAAUCUAUAAUGUAAAUGUAAAUUACGAUUUGAAAAACUUGCCAUCACCGACCCAGAAAAAGUCAAAAAGACCCAUGGGUAUGUGUGUUUGUCGAUUUAUUUUUUUUUCUACCUACAAAUAUAACGACUGUCCGCAAAUAUGCAUGCGUGGCUGGUAUGUGACACAAACUGCGACACGAGUGAAUGAUCUAACUGAACUUGGGGAUAAAGGAAAAGAGCGAAAAGUGUUAUCAGGCGAGAACAAUGAAAAUUUUCUAGAAACUAGUGGGUGA
Loa loa (African eye worm) is the source of this 378-nucleotide messenger RNA. RefSeq lists its product as hypothetical. NCBI's taxonomy places the organism in Eukaryota, Metazoa, Nematoda, Chromadorea, Rhabditida, Onchocercidae. Bases 1 to 378 code for a protein of 125 amino acids. The record is from RefSeq and is a predicted model, not a curated record. The transcript is spliced from 2 exons.